Molecule: messenger RNA, 4240 nt
Organism: Pyricularia grisea
Lineage: Eukaryota; Fungi; Ascomycota; Sordariomycetes; Magnaporthales; Pyriculariaceae
Exons: 4
Coding region: 142-696 (184 amino acids)
Biological process (GO): 'de novo' NAD+ biosynthetic process from L-tryptophan; quinolinate metabolic process
Cellular component (GO): cytoplasm
Molecular function (GO): iron ion binding; 3-hydroxyanthranilate 3,4-dioxygenase activity
Source: RefSeq, a predicted model, not a curated record
AAUCUAUGCGCUUGAACAAUAUAAGGAAUAAAACAAAACAACCAAGGUAGCUCUUCGGCGUUUCCAAAGAGUAAAAAAAAAAAAAAAAAAAAAAAAAAAUCUUUAUUCAGUCAAAUACCUGGAUCUGUUUCAGUGCAAACAAUGCUGGCCCCACCUGUAAAUCUGCCUAAAUGGCUAGAAGAAAAUUCGCAUCUCCUCAAGCCCCCCAUCAACAACUAUUGCGUGUACAAUGAUGAUUUUACAGUCAUGAUCGUCGGCGGCCCGAACGCCCGGACCGACUACCACAUCAACCAGACCCCUGAGUGGUUCUACCAGUACAAGGGCGCCAUGAUGCUCAAGGUGGUCGACGAUGGUGUCUUCAGGGACAUCAUCAUCCGCGAGGGCGACAUGUUCCUGCUGCCUGGCAACACGCCCCACAACCCCGUGAGGUUUGCCGACACCGUCGGCGUCGUGCUGGAGCAGCGCCGCCCAGAGGGUUCCGUCGACCGCAUGCGGUGGUACUGCCAGAAUCCGGAUUGUACGCCCGGUCAGGUCGUACAUGAGGCAUCCUUCCACUGCACCGAUCUCGGGACGCAGAUCAAGGCUGGGGUCGAGGCGUUCAAGACCGACGAUUCUCUCCGCAAGUGUGGCAAGUGUGGAGAGUUGGCCGACUGGUGCCCUAAGCCUGGUUCAAUUCCGGAUCCGAACAAGGCGUGACUAGAUUUCUUUUGGGAGGCUCGCCCUUAAAAUUUGGCUUCUAUCAGCCUCUUGCUGGUGUUGCGGUACCCUUCUAGAGUCAUUGAACGCUUUAUAUCUUGUAUAUAGUGAGCAGUCACGAAAAUGAGUUAUGUACAUGAGAUUUUACAGGACAAUAUUUUUUUUCUUCUAAUUCCUGACGGGGCGACGACAAUCUAAGUCUCCUUGUACACAUAGUCGCUGGUAGACUCCUCCACCGGGAUCUCAAUGCGAGCCUCCUCGAUCUCCUUGCCAUUGACACGGAUGCCAGCGCGCAUGACGUCGCCGGGCACGACGGGGCCGACGCCCUUGGGGGUGCCGGUGAGCACAAUGUCGCCCUUCUCGAGGGUCAUGACGCUCGAGAUGUCGCUCAGGACGCGGGGGAUCCUGAACAGGAGCAGGUUGGUGGAGUCCUGCUGACGGACCUCGCCGUUGACGCUGAGGUAUAGCUCGACGUUGUGCGGGUCCGGGAUGGCCGACUUGGGGAUGAUGUUGCUGAAGGGCAGGAAGGUGUCGAAGCCCUUGGCGAUGUCCCAGGGGAGCCCCUUCUUCUUGGCCUCGUUCUGGACGUUGCGCGCUGUCAUGUCGAUGCUGAGCGCAUAGCCUUGAUGAUCAUCCAAAGCACCCUGAUCGUCGUCCGCCUUCAAGUUCUUGACCUCCUUGCCAAUGAUGAGAGCCAGCUCUACCUCAUAGUGAAGAUCGACACCUUUGGGCCUGAUGACGGGACCAGCUCCAGGCGCAACAAUCGAUGAUGGCGGCUUGAGGAAGAAAAAUGGCUGCUUGGGCUUGGCACUGUUCAACUCGGCAAUGUGGUCUGCGUAGUUGCGACCAAUGCAAACCACCUUGCGUGCGUUUCGCAGCGUCGCCGUGGUGUUUGUGGCCAUGCCACGACGAAACGGUAACCUCAUCAUCUUGUCGACAGGUUUUUUUUUUGUAAGGUUCCAAAUUAUCUUUUGUUUAUUCUUUCCUUUGUCCCUCUACUAUUAUUCCUAAAAGGGAGGUUCUGAUCAUGGGCUAUUAUACAGCGUAAAUGGUUGUUGCUCUACAAACAGAACAUUCCGACAACGGGCGCAUGUCAUCUUUGCUGGGCCCGUGCGUGGGCACAGGCCCCACACGCGCCGUAACACUUUUUGCCGAAAAAAAAGCCUCUUUUCUCAUCAAUAUGGAUUGCUCCGAAAAGCACCUGCUCCUAUUCCGCGUAUUUACGCAUGAGCAAGAUAUUCGGGACCGUUCGAUACUCCAUACUUCGGCGUUCAAUCAUUCUGUCCCCACGACACGAUUAUAUGAGUAAUAUACCCCAUUUGGCACAUGUUGUGUCGUUUCUUUUUGUGCAUUCCGGUGCAGAGCUCAAGGUUAUCCACCCUUCUUGCGUGUAUUCCGGUCAUCCGCUGCCGUCUCAAAAGCAUGAGCGGCACGUAUAUCCGCCAUAAUAAAUGUGGCAUAUUUGGUUGGUGAAUCCAUGAUGGACCGUUCCAAAAAAAAAUUAAUGGGGUACUUUCAACCAAGAUCUUCCAUUCUCAGCCAGGAUGAGGAGCAAUGCACAAAUUUGCAACACCAUCAGGAAUUUGCAAUUUCUCAAGUUGCUUUGCUCCGCUCAUGAAUUGCAUCAUCAACCCGGCUUUCAUGUGCCAAGACAUGUGGCAGUGGAAAGCCCACAGACCAGGGUUGUCAGCCACGAAGCGAAUCAAAGCCCACGCAUAUGGCCUGAUUGUGAGAGUAUCACGCUUCGUCACGUUGGCCAAGCUCUCUCCGGUCGAGGACAUGAUCUCAGUGUUGUACUUGUUCCAGUCGAACCCGCUGUCUCCAGUAGCCAUGAUCCAAAAGUCGUGUCCGUGAAGGUGAAACGGGUGGCUGCCAUCGUCGAGGCUGUACACCAGCAGGUCGACAACCUCGGUCGUGUCACUGUUGCUGACUCCGAUGACGUACUGGUCUUCUGGAAAGAGACCUAUGCGACCAUUCUCACCCCAACCGCUCGCCUUGGGUGAACGUAGGCCGUCAACCGCUUCGAGAAGGGUUGUUGAAUUUUUCAGGGGCAUCCAAGUCACCGUCUCGUUGAUUUUGGCAUAUGUCAUUUGGUACGCUCCAAUGUUGAAGUGGAAGUCAACAGCAACUAUCCUAGUGGCAGGAGGCGGCAGUUGGCUGAUAAGGGGCACUAGAACUCCUUUGGCAGGAUCCUCGCACAUGACAGCGAUUGCAUCCUCCCAGUCCUUUGAUGCGGCCGUAGGAACUAUGCUUUGGUCGGUGCCCUGGUAGUGAAGCACUGCUUUUGUGGUGACAUCCAGUACUGGGUUUUCUCCUUUGAAGCAGUGAGAUAUCAUCCUGCUUCUGAUCCAGUAGUUGUUUGAUUCGACUCCCUGAUUCGUGUCGACCACGACACUAUAUCGCUGGCCGACGUGAAUAGGAACACGCCUGACAGAGCUUGGGCGAGUAAGGAUCCCAUCAGCCUCGAUUAUGUUUAAAAGGUGCUUGUCAAUGGCAAAUUCAAAGCUGGCAAAUCCACCAGCGUUGAUGAGUCGGAGACGAGUCUUGCUGUUCCUCUUUAGGGUGAGAAUCGUAUGUGAAGUACCGUCAUGGCAGGUCCUGUUUGAUUCAGCGCCAUAUGACGAGCAGUUAAAAUAAUUUCGACCGUUGAUGAGGCCAUUAUCCGGAAUCGGCUCGUCGUUUUCCACACCUGGAGCAAGAUAUCUCGCAAUGUUGACUUGACUUGGAUCAUGGUACCAGUCUUGUAAAAUGACUAUCCUGUCCUCAUCGUACGUCUCUCGGACUUGCUUCUCCUCGGGGGCAUGGACCACAAGUGGCCCGAGUACUCCGUCCAUAACCUGUUCGUCAUGGUGGGCAUGCCACCAAAAAGUACCAAACUGACCCUCGAGGGUGAAGUUGUACACUAGUGACUGGCCUGGCGGUAUGCCGCACUGGGAAACUCCAACCGUACCGUCAUAAUAGGGGGUUGCCUUCUGCUGAAUACCGUGCCAGUGAAUAGCUGUGGGUUCCGAGUCGAGUUUGUUGGUGACAUUCACCACAAUCGUGUCCCCUCUGUUAGCCUCUAUCAGAGGUCCUGGGAACUUGCCAUUGACCAGCAAAACAUCGCGAACAACACCAUCUGGCCAUGCCUUGCCGCGGGUGAUGACAAGGUCGUAAGUACGGGUAGUCGGUGAAGCCGUCAAGUUCCAAUUCCUGUCCAGAAUAUACUGAUCCGUAUCUAACCUCCACUCCUCCAGUUUCGCCGGGUCCUGGCCGACCAAACCCGGGGGGUGGAUGCCAUCCGAUUUACUCCCGGACUCUAGGUUCGAUGAAGCCUUGGGGUUACUGCCGAUGCCAAAAAUGGAAGCGGGGCGGGAAAUAAGCCCGGAAUUAAGCGUGAAUGUCAGGACGACGAUGUUGACCACGACCAAGGAGCCGAUGACGGCUACUGUUCGUUGUGAGAGCAUCCCGUGCGACAAUUUCGAUCUAUUAUUUGACGUUUGAAGGUUUGCUCGGCAGGCGAUGACGGCUCAUAUCUGAAUCCGCAACGCAAUGCGUCUUGACC